AUGGAAAAAUCAGAAAAGACAAAUAUUGCCGCGGCAGAUCCGCCGGUAGAUGUAUCCGAGGCAGAGUCCCAGGUCCUGAGCCGUUCAACAAUAUGGCUCGACCGACUGAGAAGAUGGGGAUUAGAAACGCGAGGAAUGCAACCAGUGCCCAUUGAGGAGCGAACUGAUACUCGCUACAUCAACAUAUUCUUCAUGUGGUUCACCAUGAACGUCAACAUCCUGCCUAUCGUCACAGGCAUGCUCGGAACUCUGGGCUUCGGUCUGUCACUGAAAGACUGCUCACUUCUCAUCUUGUUCUUCAGUAUACUAUGCUGUGCUUUCCCGGCGUACUGUAGCACAUUCGGCGCUCGGACUGGCCUGCGACAGAUGCUUAUUUCGCGCUUCACCUUCGGAUACUAUUUGAUCGUCAUCAUGGUCAUCCUCAAUCUGUGUACAAAUGCCGGCUUUGGCAUAAUCUGUUCUGUUACAGGCGGCUCCACUCUUGCUGCUGUUUCGAGUGGUUCCAUCAGCAGCACUGUUGGAAUUGUCAUCAUCUCCAUUAUUGCGAUGGUGGUAUCUUUUAUUGGAUACAAGUUCCUCCAUCAGUAUGAGCGCUACUCGUGGAUUUUUAAUCUAAUAGCCAUUAUUAUUGCUACUGGUGUUGGUGGAAAGCAUCUAAGCAACCAAGUUGAACAGCCAGCUGCAUCGGCCUCUACAAUUGUUAGCUACGGCGGUGUUAUCGCAGGUUUCAUUAUUCCAUUUUCUGCGUUGGCUGCUGAUUUUUCCGUUUACUGCCAUCCUAAAGUCUCUACGUGGCGCAUUUUUGCCUACACCUAUGCCGGAAUAUUCUUCCCUGUCGUGACGCUUAUGGUUUUAGGAGCUGCCAUUGGCGGCGCAACACCCAACGUUGUGUCCUGGAAAGACGGCUACGAUAGAUUCACCGUGGGCGGUGUCAUGCAGGCGAUGCUUCUCCCCGCUGGAGGGUUUGGCCGAUUCGUCGCCGUCUUACUGUCUCUGUCCGUUAUUGGAAACCUCGCAGCAUCUAUCUACUGCAUCUCACUCAACUUCCAGCUGCUGGCCCCCUUCAUGCUGAAGAUACCACGAAGCGUUUUCACCAUUGUCUACACCGUCGUGGGCAUCCCAGUAUCUAUACAGGCCGCCAAGUCCUUCUUCGACAGUCUAGAGAACCUGAUGUAUCUCAUUUCCUACUGGGCUGCAGGUUAUGUGGGCGUCAUUGGUACCGAGCAUUUUGUCUUCCGAAAAGCUGACUUCUCGCGGUAUAACCCAGAUCACUGGGACCAGCCUACCAAGUUGCCAACAGGGCUAGCGGCAAUUGGUGCUAUGGGUAUUGCAUUUGCUUUGACAAUUCCUUGUAUGUCGCAAGAAUGGUAUACAGGUCCUAUUGCCAAGACAACUGGGGAUAUCGGUUUUGAGGUUGAGCUGGUUCUUGCAGCCCUUCUCUACGUUCCCCUGCGAUGGGUUGAACUCAAGUUCCGUCCUAUUUGA
Molecule: messenger RNA, 1485 nt
Organism: Fusarium subglutinans
Lineage: Eukaryota; Fungi; Ascomycota; Sordariomycetes; Hypocreales; Nectriaceae
Product: purine-cytosine permease
Exons: 4
Coding region: 1-1485 (494 amino acids)
Biological process (GO): transmembrane transport
Cellular component (GO): plasma membrane
Molecular function (GO): transmembrane transporter activity
Source: RefSeq, a predicted model, not a curated record